Molecule: messenger RNA, 2495 nt
Organism: Lotus japonicus
Lineage: Eukaryota; Viridiplantae; Streptophyta; Magnoliopsida; Fabales; Fabaceae
Product: two-component response regulator ARR10-like
Exons: 7
Coding region: 293-2257 (654 amino acids)
Biological process (GO): phosphorelay signal transduction system; cytokinin-activated signaling pathway
Molecular function (GO): DNA-binding transcription factor activity; DNA binding
Source: RefSeq, a predicted model, not a curated record
UAGCAAUCCAUGGCCUAAAUUCUUACUAUUUCCUUUGUUGUUACGUUUUAGUCAUCUAUCACCUUAAAUACAUUAAUGUUAUGAAUUUAUUCCUACUUAUUGUCUGAUUUGAUGAAAAUCACAACCUGCAACUUCAUGCUAUGAUAAAAGGGCACAGUGGCAGCAAAUCCUUUAUCCAAUAUCCAAAAUCACAUUCUUUUGUUUCAUUGCUUUCUGCGUCUCGAGUGCACGAAUCAGAUCGUAGAGCAAAACCGGGACUUUAGAUUUAGUGAGUAGUUUCCAGAAGAACAGAAUGGAAGAUCAGUUUCCCAAAGGAAUGCGUGUUCUUGCCGUCGAUGAUGACCCUACUUGCCUCUUCGUUUUGGAAACCCUGCUCCGAAGAUGUCAAUAUCACGUAACUACGACAAGUCAAGCAAAAACAGCAUUGACGCUGUUGAGAGAAAACAAAGGCCAGUUUGACCUGGUAAUCAGUGAUGUGCACAUGCCAGACAUGGAUGGAUUUAAGCUUCUUGAACUUGUUGGACUUGAAAUGGACCUUCCUGUCAUAAUGCUUUCUGCAAAUGGGGAUACAAAGUUGGUGAUGAAGGGGAUUUCUCACGGGGCCUGCGAUUAUCUGCUGAAGCCUGUGAGAAUGGAGGAGCUAAAGAACAUUUGGCAGCAUGUGAUCAGGAGGAAGAAGUUUGAUCCAAAGGAGAAGACCAAAACCAGCAACCUUGAUAAACCAGCUUCUGAUAGUGGAAAGUUGACUAAAAAGAGGAAGGAUCAAGAUGAAGGUGCAGAUGAGGAGCAAGAGAAUGAUCAUGACGCUGAGGAUCCAUCAAACCCGAAGAAGCCUCGGGUUGUUUGGUCUGUGGAGCUGCACGGCAAGUUCGUUGCUGCUGUUAAUCAGCUAGGCAUUGACAAGGCUGUGCCUAAAAAGGUUCUUGAUUUGAUGAAUGUUGAAAAGCUUACAAGGGAGAAUGUGGCCAGCCAUUUACAGAAAUAUAGGCUUUAUCUGAAAAGAAUUAGCUCACUUAGCUGCAUGGCAAGCCAACAGACUAGUAUGAUGGCGGCCUUAGGGAGUAUUGAUCGAUCCUAUUUGAAAAUGGGCUCUAUGAGUGGGGUUGGACAUUUGCAACCAGUAAAUGGUCUUGGACAGUUUCAUAAUAAUGCUUUCAAAUCCUUUUCACCUAGUGGAAUAAUUAGUAGAUUGAACACUGCAGCUGGUCUGGAUGUGCAUGGAUUUCAAACUUCCGGAGUACUUCAGUUGGGUCAAUCACAAUAUCUAAACAAUUUCAAAGAUGAUCAGCUUAAUAUCCAGCCAGCCACAGUUCCUGUUAAUCCUAAUCGUGUUCGAGGAAUGUCAGUGACUAUGGGGCUUGAUCAAUUGCAAGAUAAUAUGGGUGUCAUUCCUGUUCAAAACAUGACCACUGAUUUUGAUAGGAGAACAACUACUUCACCCAUUUCAAAUAAACUCCCAGAUCAAAGAGCAAGAAUAACCACUUCUGUCUCUCACACACCACUUUUGGGUAGCUUAAACAAUGCCUUGAUGUUGGAAACUCACCCUCAAGAUAAACCAGGUGGUAUAGGAUAUGAAAAUUCAUCCUCUGCAGGAGCCUUCCAACAUUCAGAAAUUGCUUUCUCUUUGCUGGAUAAAGGUAGAUAUACUGAUAAUUGGUCAAGCGACGUGAAGUCAUCUGCGAUCAUGACAAAUUCUUACCCUCCAAGUGAGUGUUUUAGACAAACAGCUACACCUCCUUCUAUCGAUAACAUGGCUUCUUUACCCUUGCAAGGAGUGAAUUUUACAAAUAAGCCUGGGCAGACAAACAGUAACGUUCCAUUUCAAGGGUGGGAUGACCACAAUCAGAAUGCUACUUACUAUUCAAAUGUUAUUGAUGGAUCAAUAAGCUCUCCGACUACAGUUAAUGAAGCUGUUGUUCCAGCAGGCCAUACUCCUACUAACUCAACCAUGCCCAAAACCUUGGACUACAAUUUUUGUGAUCCCUUGCAAAUGAAGCGUGAUGGCUUCGUGGAGUUAACUGAAGACACCCCGUUGAAGCAACAUCAGGGGAAUAUCAUGAACCAGCAGAAGCCUCAAGAAAGUUGCUUCUCUAAUAAUUUUGGUUCACUGGAAGACUUGGUCUAUUCAAUGAUGGCACAGGAGCAACAUAAGAUGAAACUAUUGGAUGCGGACCUCAUUUGUGAUAAUUACUGUGGUGGGAUAUCAAUGUUACAGCAAGUUUGGGACAAUAUAUCAGCAUCAUGCUAUCCUCGCUGAUGAACUUUGUAGCAUGAUAAGUCUUCUACUAGUUUUCUGCAGGCUUUAUCUUUUCCAGUUUUCUUUUUCCUGGGUGGUAUCUAGAUUUCUUCCUUUGAAGUGUUUGGUUUAGAGUUUUGUUGGAAUUAGUUUGGUAGAAUUGAGUUUGAAAAGUAGACCAAAUCAUUUUAAUGUGGGCAUUGAUUUCAUGUAUGUUUGAUUUUUUGUUGAAUUUAAUGUCGAUCCACAUUUGAGCCAA